AUGGUUACUGGCAAUGAUGGUGUGUUGAAAUGUCCAAAGCGGGAUGGAACUGAAUUGAAAAAAGAUACGAUCGACACAUUGCCUCUCAAUGAAAUUGUGCGCGAUCUUGUGCAUAUGCUUGAUCAUUCUGAUUCAAGCCCAUCUGUGUGCUAUAGAUGUGAAACUGAUAUAGCUGAAUAUUGGUGCGAAAGCGAUUGCAAACAUUCAUUUUGCUCCAAAUGUUGGGACACCAUUCACGAGUUAGGUCAAUAUCGAAAUCAUACUCAACUCCCUAUCAGGGAGAAACCACCCAACGUAGCUAGAUGCCAGGAGCAUGAACAAGGUGAUGAUACACUUAAAUAUUGGUGCGAACAAUGUACAAAACAGGUUUGCAACAAUUGUCAACAAAUCAAGCAUAAAGAUCAUCCGUUUAUCUUAGUAACUGAUUUUAUGGAUGCUUUACAAGAGGAGUGUGAAGAUGGCUUACAAGGUGUCCAAUCGUGUUUAACCUACCGAUCAAGUCGAGUAGAAAAGAUGGUAACCGAGAUUGAAGAAGAGAAAAAAUCCAAUAAAUCAAAAGUAGUUGUAGCAAUGGAUUCGUUUCGUAAAAUUAUCGACGAACAAGAAAAGGUUUUGCUAGAUAAUAUCGACAAUACCGAACAAGAAGAGAUAAAGUCAAUUGAAGAAUAUAAGCGACAGCUUCAAGGCGAACACCAGAAUUUGAUUGAAGAAGUAUUAAAUUUUGUGGUUGUUUGUACAGACAAACAGCCAAAAAAACAAUUUGACGCAAAAUCAUCAUUUGAUGAUUAUAUAAAAAGGACUAAAACGAAAUUGUUAGAACUGAAACCAAAAACUAGGAAUGGAAAUCAUAUACCGGGCCUUCAAAAAUUACAACAGAUGAAAGAACAAAUUCGAAGCAUUAACAUGGAAAAAGUUCCAAAAUACGAAAAUGGAGAACUUCAGGACGCUAUCACUAGGAACGGAAAUAAUUCAACGCUGAAUUUGCAAUCGAUACAAUUAACCGAUAAGGAUAUGGAGAUUGUGGCUAAUUUAUUGGAAAAUAAUAGGGUAAGAAAAACAUUGCUUACUUAG
Adineta steineri is the source of this 1071-nucleotide messenger RNA. The record is from the annotation of a GenBank genome assembly. Lineage: Eukaryota; Metazoa; Rotifera; Eurotatoria; Adinetida; Adinetidae.